GCAUACUUAAAGAUUGCACCGGUCACGCUGACGGGACCCACCGGUGCCCGCGUCGAUACCUACGCCCUUAUGGACGACGGCAGCACUAUCACGUUGAUCGACGAAAACCUGGCGGAAAUAUUGGAGCUCGAUGGGCCGCGGGAUCCUAUGUGGGUACAAGGCCUUAAUGAAACAGUGAGGCACGAAAACAGCCGACGCGUCGACGUCAAGAUACGAGGACGGUUCAAUGAAGAAGAGUUUACGUUACGAAACGCCCGCACAGUACAACGCCUUAUGUUUACGAAACAGAAUAUCGAACAAAGAGAACUAAGGGACUGCGUCCACCUACAGAAAAUUGAAGAUAAAUUGAUAUACAAGAACGCGAGCCCGAAGAUACUUAUCGGUCAAGAUAACUGGGAGUUAUUGUUGGCAUUGGAGAUCCGUACCGGUCGUCGAGAUCAACCAGUGGCUUCAAAUACACGACUAGGAUGGGUUUUACACGGAUGUCGCACGUCAUAUCACGAGAAUGUCGCCUUCUGUGGUCACAUUAUACUCAAGGAACAAGAUAACAAAAUGGAAAAUAUGAGGAAGGAGUUCUUCAACAUGGAAGCUCUCGGUAUCAGUCCCAGAAGACAGAAGAGUAAUCCAGAAGAACGCGCGAUGAAAAUUCAAAAGGAAAAUAGUAGAAGAUUGCCCGAUGGCCGCUUCGAAACUUCGUUGCUAUGGAAACAAGAUGACUUCGUUGUACCUAACAACUACGAUGACGCCUUCAAGCGAUUGAAGAUUUUAGAAAAAAAGUCAGACCGCGAUCCGGUUCUCAAGGAAAAAUACGACGCAACGAAAAGAAAACGUACGAAACCGAAUCCCAUAGAAGAUCCUAACUGGACAAGGGGCCGAAAAAUCGAAAAGGACUCAAGUACGAGUGUGAAAAGAAGAGAAAAAAGAAAAUUCGUGCAUUUGGAAUCAGAUUACGUUCUAAAAGCGGAAAAACUAUGGGUGCGAGAAGUGCAAGCACAAUCAUACGCGAGUGAAAGAGAACGCAUCAUACGGGGAAACGCCCCCGGCCCACGUGACAAGCUCGCAAGUCUGAGUGUUUACCUAGAAAAUGAUGGGCUAAUUCGUCUACGGGGAAGAAUCAAAGCGACUACGGAAAUCACCAUGGAAACGGUCAACCCUGCUCUGCUAGAUGGAAAACAUAAAUAUACAAAAAUGUAUAUUCAAUGUGUACACGAAAAAAUGCAUCACGGCGGCGUCGAGUUGACUGUGAACGAGUUACGACAACGAUACUGGAUCACGCGAAUACGACCUACGGUGAAAAGUGUUAUAAGGAGCUGUCAGAUAUGCAAAUUAAGAAAAACGAAGCCGAUGACACCGUCGACGGGGGACCUACCACCAGCGCGACUCACAGCAUCUGGCGGACGAGUUUUGGAGACGUUGGGUGAAGGAGUACCUUCCCCAGCUACAACAGCGGCGGGAGCCCUACCAUACCGGCUCUCACCCCAAAGUCGGCGAUCUAGUCAUCAUCUGCGAUCCAAACCUACCCAGGAACGUAUGGCCACGAGGACGAGUAUCUCGAGUAUAUCCAGGGCCGGACGACGAAGUACGCGUCGUGGACGUGACGACGAGCAACGGGCACGUGCUGAAAAGACCAAGCAAGAGGAUCGUCGUGCUACCAGUAUUAGAGCCGCAUGCUGCGACCGGCGGGAGAAAUGUGCACGACGAACCGCGCUCCGAUGCAAGACCGGUGAAAUAGCUACAGGAGCGAGCAGAAAGGCGCUCUCGACCAAUCAGGAGCGAGCAUUCUAAGAUUGAAAAUUAUGUGCACGACGGAGCCGCGUUCCGCUGCAAGACUGGCGAAGUAACUACAUGAGCGAGCAGAAAAGCGCUCUCGACCAAUCAGGAGCGAGCAUUCUAGGGUGAAAAUUAGUUUUAACUUAUGUUUUUAUCUUAUAAGAAUUUGGCAAAUUAAUAAAGAAUACAUUGAUUUAAAGUAUAAGUAUAGGUAGAUAACU
Maniola jurtina (meadow brown) is the source of this 1991-nucleotide messenger RNA. RefSeq lists its product as uncharacterized. The transcript is spliced from 2 exons. The record is from RefSeq and is a predicted model, not a curated record. The coding region runs from base 70 to 1785 and encodes 571 amino acids. NCBI's taxonomy places the organism in Eukaryota, Metazoa, Arthropoda, Insecta, Lepidoptera, Nymphalidae.